Molecule: messenger RNA, 5545 nt
Organism: Conger conger (European conger)
Lineage: Eukaryota; Metazoa; Chordata; Actinopteri; Anguilliformes; Congridae
Gene: mogs
Product: mannosyl-oligosaccharide glucosidase
Exons: 5
Coding region: 272-2848 (858 amino acids)
Biological process (GO): oligosaccharide metabolic process; protein N-linked glycosylation
Cellular component (GO): endoplasmic reticulum membrane
Molecular function (GO): Glc3Man9GlcNAc2 oligosaccharide glucosidase activity
Source: RefSeq, a predicted model, not a curated record
AGUAUGACGCGCGGAUUAUUUCUGCGAAAUUUGUGCCGCAUAUAUACGAAUGUAAACUCCGUCAUCGAUCACAAAACAUAAUAUCCUCAAAACAAUAUUGAGCAAUUGUCCUGCCAAAUAUAUUUUACAUUAUGCCAUAACUAUUGUGGCUGUGAUGACGUGAUAUUCGUGCACCGUGUGUAGUUCGAACACGUCUGUACCAGAUGGAAGCGAGGCGAGCAGGAAGUAGCACAACUGAUAAUGUACACCUGGAGUUUGAUACAUUUUUAAGAUGAAUGAGGGUUUCGUCCUCGGCUCACAGGUUGUCAAGGGAAUGAUGGGCAGACAGAGGCAUGGGAAGAGGGUGCUGCCGAGCGACCCCGUCCCACACAGAAAGGAGGAGAAAAAUGCUGCUCCCCAUCGGAAGGAGAAAAAGAAGAAGCUCGACAUCGGAAAGCUCUUCAUCAAUAUAUCCAUAGGCCUCUGCAUCUUCAGUCUCACCUGGUUCUUCUACGCCCUCUAUAUGCGAAACUCUCUGGCCAAGAGGGUGGUCACGCUUCACCACUCACCCCGGGUUCUGGACGACAACAGCACUAGUCCUGCCGUGUCCCCUGAACGGUUCUGGGGAACCUAUCGCCCCCAGGUUUAUUUCGGGAUGAAAACGAGGAGCCCUAGAUCUGUCGUGACAGGGCUCAUGUGGUUGCGGCAGUUCUCCGAGAUGGACGUGAACCUCAGGCACACCUGCGAACAGGGCGACCGGCUGCAGAGCUACGGCUGGCUCAUGCACGAUGGCCUGGGCUUCGGCGUGCAGGAGAUCCGCGACAGUGACUUCACCCUCACCACCGAGUUCGUCAAGAGGGCGGGCGGUGAGCAUGGGGGAGACUGGACCUGGAGGGUCACCGCCAAACAGCACAGCUCGGCCCCACAGCCGCCUGUCAUCUCGCUGAUGUUCUACGUUGCCACGGACACCCAGGGGUCCCUGCUGGCCCAUGCUGAGGAGAAGAACCGGCUGGGCUCAAUAACGGGCUACUCCGAGGAGCUUGGGAACUUCAAGAUCACCUUUCGGAAGCCAUCCUCUGGGGAAGCUGCUGGUGCCAAGUAUGCCAGCUACAAUUACUUGAAGACCGUGACCCAAGGCCUGGAGAAGCUGACGGACAUUGUGCGGAACAGCUUGAACCGGAGGUUUGUAUUCAGCCUGCCUUCUGGCGAGAAGAGGCCCUACAUCGCCGUGGAAACCUACAAGCCCCCGCACCAGCACCAGCAGAAGCACCCUGACACCCGGAAGGAGAGCGACUUCGUGGUGCACCAGGUAACCGUCCAGACCCCAUUCCAGAUGGAGGUCCUCUUUGAGUCCGGAAGCUUCCGGGACAGGCCCGACCAGCUGGCGGGCACUGCCAUGACGGAGGAGCUGGAGAAGAGGAAGGCUGCCUUUGAUCUGAAGUUCGAGAGGACCUUCGGCCUCCAGGAGAGGGCCUUCUCCCUAAGCCAGGUGAGGUUCAGCAAGGCAGCCCUCAGCAACAUGCUGGGUGGGAUGGGCUACUUCCACGGCCAGUCGGUGGUGCAGUCGGCCUACAACGAGUACCCGCUGCUCUACCCCGAGGGAGCCCUGUUCACCGCCGUCCCGUCCCGCUCCUUCUUCCCCCGGGGCUUCCUGUGGGACGAGGGCUUCCACCAGCUGCUCCUCUCCAAGUGGGACCCCCAGGUGACGCGGGAGGCCACGGGUCACUGGCUGGACCUCAUCAACGUGGAGGGCUGGAUCCCGCGGGAGCAGAUCCUGGGCGACGAGGCGCGGAGCAAGGUGCCCGGUGAGUUUGUGGUGCAGAGGAACGAGAACGCCAACCCGCCAACGCUCUUCCUGGCCCUGCAGGAGCUGGUGGCUCAGCUGGAGGCCAGACCCCAGGCCUCGGCCCCCACCAAGCCCUUCCUCCGGAGGCUGUUCCCGCGCCUCCAGACCUGGUUCGAGUGGUACAACACCACCCAGGCGGGGCCCCUGCCCAACUCUUACCGCUGGCGGGGCCGUGACAAGGACACAAACCUCUUCCUCAACCCCAAGACGCUGACGUCCGGCCUGGACGACUACCCCCGGGCCUCGCACCCCUCGGCGGAGGAGAGGCAUGUGGACCUGCACUGCUGGAUGACGCUGGCGUCGGGGAUCAUGGCGCGGGUGGCGAGGCUCCUGGGCGAGCCGCACGAGGAGUACGAGCGGACCCACCAGACGCUGAGCGACAACAGCCUCCUGGAUGAGCUGCACUGGUCCGACCACUUGCGGGCCUUCGCCGACUUCGGGAACCACACCCAGGCGGUGUCCCUGCAGCAGGAGAAGGUGUACGUGCCCCCCGGCCAGCCCCGGCACCAGUUCCCCGUGGCGCGCCUGGUGCGCGCUGUCCGAAGGGCGCCCAGGCCGCAGUACGUAAACGCGCUGGGCUACGUCAGCCUCUUCCCCUUCCUGCUGCACGUGCUGACCCCCGACUCGCCCCGCCUCGAGCACGUCCUCCGUGACCUGAGGGACCCCGACAAGCUGUGGACCACCUACGGCCUGCGCUCCCUGUCCAAGGCUGACCCCAUGUACAUGAAGCGCAACACGGAGCACGACGCCCCCUACUGGCGGGGGCCCAUAUGGAUCAACAUCAACUACCUGGCGGUCAGGGCCCUUCAUCACUACGGCAACGCCGAGGGGCCGUACCGGGAGACCGCGGCAGCCCUGUACCAGGAGCUCAGGACUAACGUAGUGAGCAAUGUUUACAGACAGUACAUGGAGACGGGUUAUAUCUGGGAACAGUACAAUGACAGUACAGGCAGGGGGCAGGGGAGCCACCCCUUCACCGGCUGGUCCGCUCUGACUGUGUUGAUGAUGUCCGAACAGUUCUGAAGCCACGCCUGGUAUCCUGCUUUUGUUUCCGAAUUCAGUCUCGGUCUCAUGAAAUGUGCCAUUGCGUACCCCCCCAACCCCCACCCCCAAUCAUCCUUUCUUGAAUCGUCAUACUGAUUUGUUAUUGAAGCAAAACAAAAAAGUUUUCCUCCUUAAACUGUUCCCCGUGUGUUUUAUACAGAAAUGUUUUUAAUGAUUCGGUGAACUUUGCUAAUUCUACCGAAGGCCGGGGGGAGGGGAAUAUCUACUGGAUAUGCUGUCAGAGCAGUCCACUGAGGAUCACAGUCUCUCAAACUCUCGUGUUGUACUUUUUCUUACUACGGAGAAUUAAAGUACUGUUGACCCUGUUCUUUGUGUGGAUGGUUUUGUGAUGGGUGAAAUACUCAUAGACAAUAGUUUAUUUAAUUAAUUAUUAUUCUUCUGCUGCUGUAGCCCAUCCACUUGAAGUUUAUGUUGUGUGUUCAGAAAUGCCCUUCUGCAUACCACUGUUGUAACGUGUGGUUAUUUGAGUUACUGUUGCCUUCCUGUCAGCUUGAACCAGUCUGGCCAAUCUCCACUCACCUCUUUCAUUAACAAGCCAUUUUCACCCUCAGAACUGCCACUUUCAUGCAUUUAGUUGCUUCUACAUGAUUGGCUGAUUGGAUAUUUGCAUUAAUAAGCUGGUGUUCAGGUCUACCUAAUAAAUUCAAGUGGUCACUGUGUGUAUUUAAAAAAAAUCCCGAACAAACACAGAUUUACAGAUAAAAAUGUCUGUGGCAGGAAGGACAAAGUCUCUUGGGUAAAUAUGUUGUAGAUAAAAGAAGCCAUUUUGGUUGGGGUACAUACUAUGUUGACAAUGAUGAGAUGCAAAUGUAUUUUUUUUGGGUUCACAUAUUUUAAGGCUUGCAUUGUUCUUUAUUUGAUAAAUGGUUUGGCAUGCCAGGUGUGAACGUGAUAUCAUUUUUUUCCGGCUUCAGUUAGUAUGGAAGGGAACCAAGAGAAUCUUUUGAAUGUUUGCUCAUUUUAUUUUAGUAUUUCUUUGGUAACGACAGAUGCAUAUUGAUACUGACACACUGUAUAAAACAAUAAUCCAUAGCAUUUGAAGCAUACACUAAUUUCCAUCGCUUAUGGGAAAGCCACACUUCCAAGGUUUUUAUUUGUAUAGAAGAGGAUUUGUUUGCUUGUGUGAUUUAUUUGCGUUAGAAAGAUAUUUAUUCAUCCAAAUCGGUUACAGAAAUAUCUGCUGUGCCUUCCUACUUCCAGCCCACAAAAUCAGGAACAGUACUUGAUAAUCUUCACAUAGCCCUGCUGAAGGCAGUGUAGAAAAGAAUGGCACUUCCAAUACUAUUUUUGAAAUAAGUCUGAAGUCUUCUGUGUAUUAUCCACUGCUGAAUGCUUACAGCCUCCAGGCCUAUACUUUAAUGCUACUCUGGGCACCAUGGGGCUGAUUUUUAAAGAAUGGAAUUAUUAUUUCAAAGUAAGUGGCUUGUGCGUCAAACCCAUUAUUUUAGUCUGGGGAGUGACAUUAUUCCCUUCGGACUGCCAUGAACAGCGAUAUGUUGAGUCUUACAUAAGAGCAUGGUAAUGUUUGAUGAUGAGGAUAGGCCAGUCUGUUGUCUAGAUAAGAGUGUCCAACACAUUUUUGUUCAUGUCCAUGGUCUAUUCUAGACAUUACGUCCUGUAAAGAACAUUUUCUAGGAUAAUUUCGCCUUUGUGUUGGGGGCACAGGUUGGAAAAAAAAAAUUGGUCUGAAAUUUCAGCCACAAUGGCACCCCUUGAGCGAGUGCAUUUGACCUGAUUUCCUCUAGGACGAGUUCAUCUGCACAAAUGGUUGCGGAACACCAUGGUCAGUUAGCCUUGCUCGUGAGGCUCUGAUGAGCACAGGCACCGCGCCCUUGGGUGAAGCUAGCGUUAGCGUAUCUGGCGCUCGGUACAGGGCCGAGGCAAUAGGAAGCUGAAUCAGAGGUGCGGAACGCAGGCUGGUCUCAGUCCGUCUCACUUCGGGCUUUGUCUUUCCUGCGCACAUGAAGGACAGCGCCUGACGUCAAUCAGCCGUGGCCCAUUGUUUCUACCAGGCCUCGUUACCAUGGCAAGACGUUGUGAGGCCCCACUGAUAAAUUGGACAAAAACUGCACACACCCCCUCCCCCCCCAAACACACACACACACACACACACACGCACACACACACACGCACACGCUGACAGUUUUUUACAUCAGUGGCAUUCUCAGAAGCCUGAUGACACUAACGUCAGUUACCAUGUGACCUGGAAGCAUGGAUUUUUGUAUUUUCUGAAAUGCUGUGUUUUGAAACAUGCCUUUUCAAGGUGAAGCUUCACAUACUUGGGUUACAGGGCUAAAAAUAGACAUGUUUUCCAGAAGCAAAGCUGCAAUCGCAUUCAAGAGAAUCGCGGUGGAGGCGAUUAAACUGUAUUUCUGCCGUUGAGGUGCUGCUGCAUCUUAUUUCCCACUUAAACGUUUUAUUCUUUGUUUGCUAUGCAUUUUAUAAUACAUAUGACUGCUGUGUAUAGUAUAUGAUCUGAAGAACUUGAUGCAACAUGAAGCAAUGUAUGCCAGUUGAAAAGCUCUAUGCUGUACAGUUCCAUUUAUUUAUACAGUGCAGUGCAAGUAUUUGGACAGUGACACACUUUUUCUUGUGUUAGCUCUGUACUCCAGCAAAUUGAAUUUGAAAUAAAAUAAUUAUGUUAUAUGAGGUUAA